UCCGAUUCGUGACAUAACCACCAAAUAGUCACAACAAACAGUCUUGUUGAAUGGAAAUUUAGAUUAAUUAACAAUAAAAAGCGACUAGACAUGUCGCACAAAUAUACCGACUUAAUUAAGCUUGGCACCCAGUAUGCCCGGCGAAUGAACUAUCUGUCAAAUCGCAUUUUUGGAGAAGUUGCCCGCAACACAAAUGAGAAGUCCAUGAAGGUUGUUCGCAUGUUCGCUGAGGAGCCCAUCCACAAGCGCGACUAUGUAGUCAACUGGUACCCCCGGCACGUGGAAACGCAUCUGCUGAUGAAGAACCUGCGCGACUACGGACUGUUCAGAGAUGAGCACCAGGAUUUCAAGGAGGAAAUGAAGCGGUUGCGCAAGCUGCGUGGCAAGGCGCCUCCUAAAAAGGGAGAGGGCAAACGAGCCUCCAAGAAAUAAUGUACAAAAUAUACUAAAUGUUAAUGUUUUAUUAA
Molecule: messenger RNA, 467 nt
Organism: Drosophila bipectinata
Lineage: Eukaryota; Metazoa; Arthropoda; Insecta; Diptera; Drosophilidae
Gene: mRpS33
Product: mitochondrial ribosomal protein S33
Cellular component (GO): mitochondrion
Source: RefSeq, a predicted model, not a curated record